Electrophorus electricus (electric eel) is the source of this 1207-nucleotide messenger RNA. RefSeq names its product high choriolytic enzyme 2-like 2 (gene hce2l2). The record is from RefSeq and is a predicted model, not a curated record. Gene Ontology annotation, molecular function: zinc ion binding; metalloendopeptidase activity. NCBI's taxonomy places the organism in Eukaryota, Metazoa, Chordata, Actinopteri, Gymnotiformes, Gymnotidae. Gene Ontology annotation, biological process: proteolysis.
AGCAGAUACUCGUGUGGAUGCAGGAUGAGACCCACAGCCGCUUUCCUCCUGUGCGGUGUGCUGCCAAGCUUUGCACUGCCUGCUCCGAACUCUGUUGCAUAUCUUGGAAGCAUAAGGCACAGAAGAAGUUACCCAGAUCACAUGGAACAGCAUGAGAAAACGGCGAUGGACCUGAUUAUAGAGGCCAAUGAUAAUCAAGAUGAUCAUGCAGUGGACGGAGUCAGUCUCAGGGAGGGUGACAUUGCUGUUUCCAGGACUCAGAGGAGCUGUUUUGGCAGGAGCUGUUUGUGGUCCAAAUCUGUGGAUGGAAAUGCGUAUAUAGCCUAUACGCUCUCCGACGAGUACAAUGACAAGGAUCGGAGGACUAUAAAGAGAGGCAUGGAGCUUAUUGAGAGUGGCACUUGUGUGCGCUUUGUACCCCGAACACACCAGAGAGACUUCCUGGAAAUCCAGCCCAAAUCAGGGUGCUGGUCAUUCCUGGGGGCAAGUGGUGGGAAGCAGACCCUCUCCCUACAGAACCCUGACUGCAUGACCGCUGGUGUGGCUUCCCACCAGUUGCUGCAUGCACUGGGCUUAGUGCACGAGCAGUCACGUGCUGACCGGGACAAAUACGUCACCAUCAUAUGGUCAAACAUCUGGAAGGAUCAUUUGAGGAACUUUGAGAAGUUCAAAACAAACAACCUGGACACCCCAUAUGACUAUGGCUCCAUCAUGCACUUUGGAAAGUACUCCUACUCCGAGGAUGGUGAGCCUACUGUUGUACCAAAGCGGCACUGGAAUGUUAAGCUGGGGCAGAGAUUUGGUCCCAGUGAACUGGACAUCAUGAAAAUAAAUAAACUCUACAAAUGUACUUAGGAAUGAAGCUAAUCUUUGGAAGAUUUCUGUAUGAUGGACCCAAAGUUGAUCAUGUACCUAAUGUACAUCUAUACUCUAAACAUUAGUGCUCCAGUAUAAUGUACAUCUAUACUCAAACAUUAAUACUCUAUUAUAAUGUACAUUUAUAUUCUAGACUUUAGUGCUCUGAACAUAAUGUACAUCUAUAAACUUACCCCUAUCUACUUGUAUUUGUUUUUCUCACUCAGUGCUCGUGUUGCUUUUUCCAGUGAUGAAACUGGAACCUGUAAUAAUCUAAAUGUUUGCUCUGUGACACUUAUUAAUCUUAACACCUUACACUGAUAUAUUUGUACUUAUUGCCUAUAUUAAUAAA